UUGAGGGGGCGGUGGUUCGUUCGUCCUGUUCGCUUGCUUAAAGUGGCGAGAUUUUUCGUGUGGAGAACUUUAAACUGUGUUUGCAAGAACGGCAGCAACAACACCGCUUCAUUUCGGUUCGCACACCGACGCGGUGGCUCGAUAUUCAAGGGUGGGGUCCGUCUGUGUGCCGGGCUUAUGGUGCACGCACUCUUCUUGAGGCGCUGCGGGCGCAGCCGCGCACCGCUUCGAGGUGAGCGGGUGAUGAGAGCGGCGACCCGCGGUUGGAGCGGCUGUCCGCCGAUUUGCACACCACGGAGUGCGUAGGUGAAGGUAUACAAGACUGCCUGGGAACACAGCUCUCUCGCCGAAAACAUGCAGAUUCCGGAAGGGUUGCUGCUCCUGCUCGCCAGCCUGCCGCUUAUGACGUCAUCGCCUGCCGCGCGCCAAUCAGCGGCGUCUCCGGCGGCGACGCACCACCCUCGUCGCGUGCGGUUGCAGCACCCGUUCGGCAACGGAUCCCCCAUCGAGCGGGUGCUUCGCUCGGACGGCGGCCCGGGACUGGUCCUGGGCCGUGCCAUCGUGGUUCGGGACUUUCGCAAGAACCACCACCACCGUCGACAGCACAACAAGCAGGACGACGACGCCGAAGACCAGGACCAGCGGCCUCGACGCGACUGGUGCCGCACGGCCCCGCUGGUGCAGCGCGUCUGGGAACGAGGCUGUCAUUCGGCGUUGCUACGCAACCGCUACUGUUACGGACAGUGCAAGUCCUUCUACGUUCCGCACGGCUACAACGUCGCGGUCGCCGGCGCCUCGGACAAGAGCAACAAUGGCACGGCUCCAUCGCUGAACGCGGUCGGGAUAGGACGCGGAGGGGCGGCGGCGUUCGUGUCGUGCGCCGCCUGCAAGCCGGUCAAGUUCCGGCCGGUCCGCGUCACAUUCGUGUGUCCCGGCCAGAAACCGGCGCUCCGCAAGAGGACGCUGCGGCGGGUGCAUCGGUGUCGCUGUCUGGCGGCCGACACGCCCACGUGACGUCACUUCCGACAGGGAUGAGGAACAUUAGCCAAAGCAUGUGACCGCAACGUCACUUUUGUCUGGAGCAAUAUCUGGAGAAGGAGACAUAUUUGCGUUGGCUGCAGCUAUGUUCUUUUUUUUUUUGGUUGUAGUGUCUACUGUUUUUACAGUAGCGUUCACAAGACUUGCAGCACAAUGUUGAACAGGAACGUCAUCGUGACGUCACUUCCGCCCGAAAUGAGAACCGUAAUCGCCCGCGCGACUGUGUGAACCGUGGUAGCGAGACUCGGUGUUUUGCGCUGAUGGCUUGAGCUAUGGCAAUAUUGCCAUUGAGACGAUCACAGAUGAACCUGCCUGAGGAGUUGCUUCAAUGCGGACAUGAUCGUGGGACGGGGCUCCGCAUCGACGCGUUCCCGAUGUAUUCCUGUUCCGUCUGUAACUUGUUUUUUCGCCCGAACAAAAAUAACGUGCAAUUACUACCUUCAACGCUUAUACAUUCCAAAAGUGCGUCAGUGCCAAAUAAGCCUUAAGACUUACAGUACGUAUACUGUGGAUGCUGAUCUUCGCGUGUGUCUGCUUCAAUUGGUUGUGUGCGGUGCGUGCUACUGGAGCCUUCAAAGUGACGUCACAACAUCAACAAGCACAGAUUUGUUUUCUUUGUACGUUACAGUUCCAUGGAAAUAUAGUAUGUGGAUCUGCUCCCUUAAGUACACAAGGACCAUGACUUGUAGCUUGCACACUAGUGCAGACCUGAUGUUAUCACGUGUACAACAUGGCAUUGUUGACUAUACCACCGUGAAGCGUAUGUUGUACCUGUCUCUGGUACUUUCUGUCACGCUUCAAUAGCACAUAUGGGUAUUUAUGAGUUAGAUAUUUCUACAUCUACAUGUGUUAUAGGGACUUAUAUGCGCACCGUAUACAGAAACGUGCAUGCUUCAUAUGCCCUGUACCAUAAUCCUAUAUGAUCAUAUGUAUACCAUAUGAACCCCCACCUCCCCCCCUCCGCUCAUUACAGUCCGCAUAAACCAGUAUGACCAUAUGGAUUAUGGUGCUGAGCAUAAGGGUCUUCUUCAAUGAGGUGUCCAGAGUCGUGAACCUAUGUAAGCUAACCGUGCUAUAUUGUGUGAUCUACUUCAUUUUAAAAUUCGGCUUCUAUCAAAAGCUGGCAAGAUGCGAUUCACAAAUUACUGUUCUCGUUGCCGUGAGGAACUGCUCUGUCGGCUUCAAACGCUGAUACCGGGAGCAUUCAAUUUUUUUUCUGUCUGUGGUGCCUGGGUUCUUGCGGUUGUUACGAUCAGAAAAUCCCCCUUGAAUCUCAUCGAAUUGUGCAUUUGUUUUUAAAUUCUGGAUUAGACAACGUACAAGGCCGCCAAAUUUCAGCUCAGCACCAAGAUGGAGUGUCUGGACAUCGCUAGGGAAAACUGGUGAUCGGUCACUGCAGGUUGGGGAUGUCCGAAUGCAUGCAGCAGGGGCUCAGCGGCUGUCACGCUCUGCUGCUGAGCACAAGGUCUCAGGUUCGAAUCACGCCGCAUAUGCUUAAGUUUAAGUGCACUUUGAAGAAACCCACGUGCUCAGAUUAAAUCCGGAGCACUUCACUAAGGCGUUCCACAGAACCCUAGUGUUGCUUUGGGACUUUCGAUUAUCUAUCUAUCUAUCUAUCUAUCUAUCUAUCUAUCUAUCUAUCUAUCUAUCUAUCUAUCUAUCUAUCUAUCUAUCUAUCUAUCUAUCUAUCUAUCUAUCUAUCUAUCUAUCUAUCUAUCUAUCUAUCUAUCUAUCUAUCUAUCUAUCUAUCUAUCUAUCUGUUCCUCUAUGUUAUUGUUAUUGGAAGGGAAGUACUGACUGGGCUCGUUACCUGAAAUAGAACAAAGACAUAUAUAUCUGCACAAACAUAUAGAACAUUUCUUAGGGCCAUGGCCUCAAUUCUCUAUGUGCGAGGCCAUUAAUUCCAUUGGUGCUUCCUUGAGGGCAGCUUAACUGGAUAUGCGACUACAACAAGUGUUUCUAGUGUUUUUUUAUUCGUGCGCAUUUACUUUUCUCUAAUUAUCAUCGUCCUCUAUUUCUCUCUCUCCUUCCCCCCAUUUACCCCAGCGCACAGUAGCAGGCUAGAACACUGCAGUUCAGGUCGCUCUCAGCAUUUCUGUUACGACGAAUCUCCCCCUCUCGCUUGCAUUUUCUAUAGUUAUGAUGAUUUUCUAAAACGUGUGCGCCAAGAACUAUCGAAAACGAGGUUGUGACUCUGUACAUAGACGAGUGUUCUUCUAGUCCACCGCGGCGAUCUGUCGUGCGUAUGGCGCAGUGCGCUGACUCCUGUUUGAUGUGCAAGGCAGCACGUGUAA
This is a messenger RNA of Dermacentor albipictus, 3332 nucleotides long. Lineage: Eukaryota; Metazoa; Arthropoda; Arachnida; Ixodida; Ixodidae. The record is from RefSeq and is a predicted model, not a curated record.